Messenger RNA from Durusdinium trenchii, 1353 nucleotides. The record is from the annotation of a GenBank genome assembly. Lineage: Eukaryota; Dinophyceae; Suessiales; Symbiodiniaceae.
AUGGAGUAUGGUUUGCUCGCAAUCAGCGAGGCCUCCCGCUGCAAAGAGGUGGACAACCAGUUCCUGUUCUCCAGCAGGUCUUCACCAGACUUGGCAGCGGAUCUCCGAAGAGAGGGCGUUCCAGAAGGAGAAGGCGCUGGUCAGGCUGGCUUUCACAAGGACAACUGCGGCAUUCUGUGGCACAAGGAUACGGUGGCCAACCAAGAGUCCCCUCAAUCAGACGUGCCAACGUGCUAUGAGGCCUGCUGUGAUGCGCGACUUGUCUUCCGCAAGCUUGCAUCCAUUUUCCAUUCAGCUCUUGGCCAUGGUGACCUAGGCAUCGAAGAUCCAGGGUUCCACGACCCAGCAAAUGCUGUCAUCAUUUUUGAUUGGGAUGAUACGCUUUUGCCCACAACGUACAUUUUGGGAACCAUCAUACCAAGCUUGGCUGAAGAAGACAGAGCUGGUGUCCUUCCUGAGAGCUCUGAGUACAAGGAGCAGCUUGCAGCUCAUGCUCACUUAGUGUCUUUCUUGCUACGCGCCGCUCGACGGGUAGCGAGGGUGGCCAUUGUCUCAAACUCUUUAAGCCCAUGGGUGCAAGCUUCAGCUGCGCGCUACUUGCCCGGUGUUGACUUCGAAGCCUUGUUCGAAGAGCUCGAUUUGCCAGUGUACUACUCCCGGCAGCAUUUGUCCAACAUUCCUGUCACCUACAAGGUGGACAAUUGGGAAGUCAACCUUGACCGGAGAACAGGUGGGCGAAUCGGUGUCGACAUUAUCCGAGAAUUCGAUGGAUCAUUAGCUGUCGCAAAGAUCGAGGAGGGCGGCCUAAUGGAUCAAUGGAAUCAAUCCUAUCCAGACCAAGCAGUUCAGCCGGGAGAUCGCUUUGCUGAGGUCAAUGGGAACACGGAGUCCUUAGCGGCUGAGUGCCGAAAGCUCCAGGAGUUGAAGAUCACGGUCUACCGAGCUGUGCCAGAUCGAGAUCCAUAUGUGGAAGCCAAGCGGAUUGACAUGACAGCUUGCUUGGACAAAUUUUAUGGCCGCCAUGUCAAGUGGCAACAGAACGUUUUAUCGAUUGGUGAUGCAUGCACAGAGCAGCAAGCAAUCAAGGAGGUUUUGCAUGACAAUGCUGAGUCAAGCAGACCACAACCUUUAUGCAAAACCGUCAACUUGAUUGACACGCCAACGCUUGAACAGCUCAGCAAUGAGCUGAGAAUCCUUUUGGUUUGGCUGUCUAAAAUGGUGCAAUAUCCAAAGGACUUUGAUUUGUUUAUGGACGAGCUUGGAGCCCAGAGCAAGGGCUGUCACGACCAAACCCUGCAGUUCGCUUGCCGCUGUUGCCCCGCUUGCCGCUUUGGCAUGUGCUUUCGACUUUGA